GUUAGACAUAUGACGUGCAAAUGUUUAUGUUUGACGUUGGAUAUAUGACGUGCACGCUGAAUUGACGUCAGAACAUGCGACAUAACAACAGCUGCAGACAAACGGUGGUGCUGGCUUUGGUGGUGGUGGUGUGUGUGGUCAUCGUGUUGUCCUACCUGUCCGUCAGAGACCGGCCAGUCCUCGCACAACACGACAUAUCCAGUAUAUUUAUCAGUAUUUCAGAUCAGAGGCCACGUGAUGUAGAGGCAAGGCGUCAACGAGACUACGCCCACGCGAUGGCAGAAGACACCCGACUAGAUCAUGACUCCGCCCACCAGCCAACUGAUGCCACACAGCCAGAACAAGACUCCGCCCACCAACCUGACACACGUCACUCAACACAAGAACACACCCCAAGAACCGAAACCAGCACCAAUAAGAUCAAUCUGUCCGUGUCAACGACCUUGACCUCAGGAUCAACGACCUUGACAUCAGUAGCUACGACCUUCACCUCAGUUGCUUCUACAUCCAGCCAAAACCAGAGCUCCACCCCUCCCAAUUCCCCGCCCCCACCGGGCAAGAAAUACCUGAUCUACCUGUGCGACAAGAGUGAGUACUGCUACGGUCUCGGUGACCGCCAGCGGGGGGUGGUGGGGGUGUACGCUCUGGCAGAAGUCACCAACAGACAGUUCGGCAUCAGUAUGACGUCACCAUGGCCGUUUCAGGAUUUUUAUGAGCCAAACGAAGUUGGUUGGCUCAUUCCAGAGGAGGAGCUGAGAAACAAAUCAACUACAACAAUCAGAUACUUCCAGAGCUCGGCCACUGAGCUGAAGGAGAUCAACUUUAACGCCGUCUACCCCCAGGAUGUCGUCUACAUCAAGACCAACCACGAGCUAUGGCGCCAGCUCAAGCUCAACCCCUACUACAAGCACCGCCUCCCGGGCUGGCUCAGCAGUAGGCGGUGCCACAUCUUCUCUAAGGCGUGGCUUAAACUCACACAACCAACCCACGAGCUGCGUGCUAAAUUAAACGAACUGCUGAUCAAUAUAUCCCAAUCGAUGAUCGAUGACCCUUUAUUGAGUGGGAACAAAUCCUGUGUGAACUGCAGUAAUACAGACACCAAACCAGCGACAAACGGACCGCAGUUAAAGCUAGCCCCGUCUCUACGGCCUGGGAUAUCCAAGGAUGGUAUUGGUCAACUUAAGGGUUAUGGUGUGGCCGACUUGAACUUGGUGUGUGCCCAUAUACGGAUCGGUCACAGCUCGACCUUGCCUUUUGAAAAGGAGAGAAGGAACAGCCUCAACUCAGUCCAGGCGGUCUGGAACUUUCUCAGACCGUACCUGGAGUCUGGGCAUCACGUGUACCUGGCUACUGACAGCGACGAGGUACGGAAAGAGGCCAAAACUAUGUUCGGGUCAAGGCUGCACAACCUGGACGCACCGUUGGUGCACAUUGCACACGUGGUUCAAGGUCAGGACGAGAGGGAGGGGCUCAAGACGGCCCUGGUGGAGCAGCUGCUGUUGAUGACGUCAUGCAAGGUCCUGCUGGUCAGCAAAAGUGGAUUCAGCAUGUCAGCAGCUUAUGUCAGGAUGGCCCUGAUUGGCUGGAGCAAUAAUUAUAUGUUUAAAGAUGGCGGCGUGCAUGAGUGGGGCCUGUGGUAGAUAGAGGGUAAAGGUUCUUGUCAUUUAGAUGUCAUGUUGG
Physella acuta is the source of this 1680-nucleotide messenger RNA. RefSeq lists its product as uncharacterized. NCBI's taxonomy places the organism in Eukaryota, Metazoa, Mollusca, Gastropoda, Physidae. The record is from RefSeq and is a predicted model, not a curated record.